Helianthus annuus (common sunflower) is the source of this 1210-nucleotide messenger RNA. RefSeq names its product DNA repair protein RAD51 homolog. Bases 134 to 1180 code for a protein of 348 amino acids. Gene Ontology annotation, biological process: double-strand break repair via homologous recombination; mitotic recombination-dependent replication fork processing; DNA strand invasion. The record is from RefSeq and is a predicted model, not a curated record. Gene Ontology annotation, molecular function: DNA strand exchange activity; ATP-dependent DNA damage sensor activity; ATP hydrolysis activity. NCBI's taxonomy places the organism in Eukaryota, Viridiplantae, Streptophyta, Magnoliopsida, Asterales, Asteraceae. The transcript has 9 exons. Gene Ontology annotation, cellular component: condensed nuclear chromosome.
UUUGAAAUAUUGGAUACUUCCUGCGUACGCCUUAAAUUGGCGCCUGAAACCCCUUUGAAACACAUCUUGCUUCGGCACCGUUUCUUUGAUUUCGGAAACAAUUUCUUCAUCUGAUCUCAAUUCAAUCUCACCCAUGGAGCAGCAGAGGCAAAGAAACCAGAGGACAGUCCAAGAACCACAGCAGCAGCAGGACGAUGAACAAUUAGAUGAUAUGCAACAUGGCCCUUUUCCAGUCGAACAACUUCAGGCUUCUGGAAUUGCUGCUCUUGACAUAAAGAAACUGAAAGACGCCGGUUUAUGUACAGUUGAAUCUGUAGCGUACUCUCCUCGAAAAGAGCUUCUGCAAAUCAAAGGAAUUAGUGAAGCUAAAGUUGAUAAGAUUGUUGAAGCAGCUUCGAAACUGGUCCCUUUGGGGUUUACUAGUGCGGGACAGCUUCAUGCGCAAAGACAGGAAAUAAUUCAGAUAUCUUCCGGGUCUAGAGAACUUGACAAGAUAUUAGAUGGAGGAAUUGAAACCGGAUCUAUUACUGAACUAUACGGCGAGUUUCGUUCUGGGAAGACUCAGCUUUGUCACACUCUAUGCGUAACUUGCCAACUUCCGUUAGAUCAAGGUGGUGGUGAAGGGAAGGCGAUGUACAUCGAUGCUGAAGGUUCAUUCAGGCCGCAAAGACUCUUACAGAUCGCCGACAGGUUUGGGUUGAAUGGUAAUGAUGUAUUAGAGAAUGUAGCGUAUGCAAGAGCUUACAACACAGAUCAUCAGUCACGGCUGCUGCUUGAAGCGGCUUCCAUGAUGGUUGAAACCAGGUUUGCACUUAUGAUAGUGGACAGUGCAACGGCCCUUUAUAGAACUGAUUUCUCUGGUAGAGGGGAACUAUCGGCCCGUCAGAUGCAUCUUGCAAAGUUCUUGAGGAGCCUUCAGAAGCUGGCAGACGAGUUUGGAGUAGCUGUGGUGAUCACUAAUCAAGUGGUGGCUCAAGUAGAUGGUUCUGCCAUGUUUGCUGGCCCUCAAAUCAAACCGAUUGGUGGUAACAUCAUGGCUCACGCUUCUACAACCAGGUUGGCUUUGAGGAAAGGUAGGGGAGAAGAACGGAUUUGUAAAGUAAUUAGUUCCCCGUGUUUAGCGGAAGCGGAAGCGAGGUUCCAGAUUUCUACAGAAGGUGUUAAUGAUGUCAAGGACUGAAUGAUGCAAGCUCUCUGUAUUUGUUUCAAA